GCUGGAAUACCCAGAGACCAGUUACUGAUAACACUGGAGCCUGAGGCGGCCUCAUUAUACUGUAAACAGCUCCCCAUAGAGAAACUGAAGUCCGAGGGGGGCGUCCAGGGAUUCGGAGUCUUCUCAACGGGAAGCAAAUACCUAGUUCUGGAUUGUGGAGGAGGAACAGUAGACAUCACCGUUCAUGAAGUACAGCCCGAUCUCAACCUAAAGGAGCUGUACAAAGCUAGUGGAGGAGCGUGGGGAGGGACUCAGGUGGACGAGGCCUUCAAACAAAUGCUGCAGAAAAUAGUAGGAGCCCCUGUCAUCUCUGAGUUUGCCCGCUCACAUACAGCUGAUUAUGUGGACAUGUAUAGAGAAUUCGAAACCAAGAAACGUUCCAUUACUGGUGACCCAAAGGGCAAAAUCACCAUAAAAAUUCCAUUUUCUCUGGUGGAUACUUUCAGACGACACAGGGGAGAAUUUAACAGAGACAAUAAAGAAUACAAAGUUUUCAGGAAAAAUUACGUGGGUGGGGGACAAAUGCAGAGUAUCAGCCGAAGUGAUGAAAAGCUUUUUUGA
Messenger RNA from Saccostrea cuccullata (small rock oyster), 561 nucleotides. Its product is annotated as heat shock 70 kDa protein 12B-like. The record is from RefSeq and is a predicted model, not a curated record. The transcript has 2 exons. NCBI's taxonomy places the organism in Eukaryota, Metazoa, Mollusca, Bivalvia, Ostreida, Ostreidae. The annotation marks the transcript as partial.